Messenger RNA from Colletotrichum siamense, 342 nucleotides. RefSeq lists its product as uncharacterized. The transcript is spliced from 2 exons. The coding region runs from base 1 to 342 and encodes 113 amino acids. NCBI's taxonomy places the organism in Eukaryota, Fungi, Ascomycota, Sordariomycetes, Glomerellales, Glomerellaceae. The record is from RefSeq and is a predicted model, not a curated record.
AUGAAGGUUCAACUCUUGCCGCUCGUUGCUCUGUUCGCAGCUCAGGCUUUCGCCGCGUGUGGUAACGACGAAUCCGAGCUCUUCGAUCUUCAGGUCACCGACGGAACCAGCCAAUGCAAAAGCUUUGGUUGCUUCAAGGCCUGCACCUUCCCCGAUGGUAGCGGGUCAUGUAACGGCUGCACCCAGUCCGUUUCUACAGACACCAUUCGUCCGCUCGGCGGCAGCUACUGCUGCAAAGGGCCUCUCACUGGCUUGACAAAUACUUGUGUUACUUCUUGUCCCGCAGGAACGAACAGCAAGCGAGCGAUUACGUCCAGCGAAAUGAGGCUAUUUCAGGCCUGA